AUGAAAACAAGUCACAAAAUUGUGUAAAGCAAUCAAUAGAAAUACAAAGCAAAUAUUUAAGAAUCUACCGAAAAUGUCUUUUGUUUAAAAAUGAGAUUUGAUUCAUUUAUUUCGACCACUGCCACAUGUAAUGGCCAAAGACAUUGUUUACCAGCAUUUCAUUUCCACACUGGGUCGAAGAGUUAUUAAAAGAAGACAUGCGUUCAAACUUCUAAGAGUUAUGAAAACUACGCAUUUGGUACACCGAAACAUUUAAACAACGUUGAACCAUGAUUUCGGAAGGGCCUGGGCAAUUGCAUUUGAGCGUGGCACCGAUGACGUCGUCCUCGGUCAUGAUCAGAGAUAAACGAACGCUAAGGUUGGCCACGACGGGCCAGUUGUAUAUUUGACCGGUACUGAUGACGUGCAACAAAAAACGCUUCUGAAAUCUUUAGAAGAAGUCAUUUUACCGUCGAUAAAAAUAUGCAACAAAAUUGUUUAUAAAGCAAUCAAUAAAAAUGUGAAGAAGAAAACGAAAUAUUUACAGAAAGAAAAAAAAACGUCGUUUUAUUUUGACUGUGCGUAUUAAUUUAUUCGGAGAACUUUCACAGAUAAUGGGUAAACAUAUACAAAUUGCUUGGUAAUUAAAAUCGUUGCUUCAUAAGCAUGAUUCAUCAUUAUACAAAAAUAAGUUUCUUGUCAUAUAAAAUAUGCAUAAGUACGUUGAAACGCAAUAACGAUAAUAGCAUUUGCCCAGAAAAAAAUAUAUCCAACAUUUGACAUUCAUUGAUUUCCGAGCAUUUCAUAACCACGUAAUUCGAUUUCAAAUGCCCCACCAAGAAUGCCGCGUAUCGUUGUUAAUGCACAACACCACUCAUGUCUGCAGUGCCGAUGCCGCACAUUUCAAUCGGGCAAUCCGUGUACCAAAGUCAUAGUUGACAACAAAACCGUGCGAUUUGUAUUUGGGAAAUACGAAAGCCCAAACGUUUACGUUCAUGUUUUCAAAAUGUUCAUGACGUGUCAUGUGUCAAAAUUCCGAAGACUUGAUGUACUCUGCUGUAUAGAAAAAUUCUGUGUCUUUAAUUCGUAGUACAAAAAGAGCGUAGCAAUUCUGGUGUGACAAAAAAAGGGUGUUUGAAUUAAAAGACAUUUAAUGUGAAAUAGUGCACGCAAAACAAAAACUGAAGCCAAUCGAGUGUAUUUUUUAGUUCUUCAUCCAUCCAGUAUAUUUUUGUGUUUGUAGACAGUUUUGUUCAUUCGGUAAAUCAGACAAAAAAACCUGUGAGAGAUAAAAAAAGAGACACACGACUAGUGAAUCGUGAAAGGCGACUUGUUAAUUUUUCUUUUGUCAACAAAACACGAAACAAUUCAUACAAAAUGCCGCUUCGGUUGGAUAUCAAACGACGUUUGACGUCUCGUUCAGAUCGAGUGAAAUGUGUUGACUUGCAUCCGACAGAACCAUGGAUGUUGUGUGCUUUGUACAAUGGCCAUGUUCAUGUCAUGAAUUAUGAAAACCAACAGUUGUUCAAAGAUUUUGAGGUGUGUGAUUUGCCCGUCAGAUGUGCAAGAUUCAUUGCCAGAAAAAAUUGGGUAGUCACUGGAUCCGAUGACAUGCAAAUUCGUGUCUUCAACUACAAUACAUUGGAAAAGGUUCAUUCGUUUGAAGCACAUUCGGACUAUGUGCGUUGUAUUGCGGUGCAUCCAACGCAACCACUGAUUCUCACCAGUAGUGAUGACAUGUUGAUCAAAUUAUGGAACUGGGAGAAAAUGUGGGCCAAUCAACGCGUAUUCGAAGGACAUUCACAUUAUGUUAUGCAAAUCGUGUUUAAUCCGAAAGAUAAUAAUACAUUUGCUAGUGCAUCGUUGGAUCGUACGGUGAAGGUGUGGCAACUAGGAUCAAAUGUUGCAAAUUUCACACUUGACGGCCAUGACAAAGGAGUGAACUGCGUUGAUUAUUAUCAUGGUGGCGAUAAACCGUAUUUGAUUUCCGGUGCUGAUGAUCGAUUGGUCAAAAUCUGGGAUUAUCAAAAUAAGACAUGCGUUCAAACGCUCGAAGGUCAUGCACAGAACAUUUCAGCCGUUUCAUUCCAUCCCGAAUUGCCGAUUGUAUUGACCGGCUCAGAAGAUGGCACCGUUCGUAUUUGGCAUUCGGGCACAUAUCGACUGGAAACAUCAUUGAACUAUGGCUUCGAACGAGUGUGGACGAUUGCAUGUAUGCGUGGCACCAACAAUGUGGCUCUCGGUUACGAUGAAGGAUCGAUCAUCAUCAAGGUUGGUCGCGAAGAGCCAGCUAUGUCGAUGGAUGUGAAUGGUGGCAAAAUCAUUUGGGCCAAACAUUCCGAAAUGCAACAAGUCAAUUUGAAAGCCAUUCCGGAAGGCACCGAAAUUAAGGAUGGCGAACGAUUGGCCGUUGCCGCAAAAGAUAUGGGCGCAUGCGAAAUUUAUCCACAAACCAUUGCACAUAAUCCAAACGGACGGUUUGUGGUGGUGUGCGGCGACGGUGAAUACAUCAUUUACACAUCAAUGGCAUUGCGGAACAAAGCAUUCGGAUCGGCUCAAGAGUUUGUAUGGGCGCUGGAGAGCAGCGAGUAUGCGAUACGCGAAACAUCCGGCACGGUCAAACUAUUCCGCAACUUCAAAGAACGCAAAUCAUUCACACCAGACUAUGGAGCUGAGGGCAUUUUCGGCGGUUAUUUGUUGGGUGUGAAAACAUCGGCCGGUCUUUCAUUCUACGACUGGGAAUCGCUCGAUUUGAUCCGAAGAAUCGAAGUUCAACCGAAAAAUGUCUUUUGGAAUGAAACAGGAAACUUGGUUUGUUUGGCCACGGACGAUUGCUAUUUCAUCCUUCAAGUUGACACUGGCGCAAUCACAGCUGCAAUCGAAGCCAAGCAAGGUCUCGGUGAAGAUGGUCUCGAAGAAGCAUUUGAUGUUCUCGGAGAAGUGCCAGAACAAGUGAAAACUGGUUUGUGGGUAGGCGACUGCUUCAUCUAUACGAAUUCAGUGAAUCGAAUCAAUUAUUAUGUCGGCGGUGAGAUUGUGACAGUAUCUCAUUUGGAUAGAACAAUGUAUUUGUUAGGCUACGUAUCAAAAGAUAAUCGUUUGUAUUUGGGUGACAAAGAAUUGAAUGUAACCAGCUUUUCAUUGUUGCUGUCAGUAUUAGAGUACCAAACGGCCGUAAUGCGAAGAGAUUUUGAAACGGCCGAUCGUGUGUUGCCGACAAUACCAAAAGAGCAUCGAACUCGUGUCGCUCACUUCCUCGAGAAACAAGGUUUCAAAGAGCAGGCAUUACAAGUAUCGACCGACAGUGAGCAUCGUUUUGAUUUGGCACUGCAAAUUGGCGAUCUAAAAACGGCCAUCGAAUUGGCACGUGAAACGGAAAAUCCACAGAAAUGGUCGCAACUCGCCGAAGUGGCAACGAAACAAAAUAAAUUCGAUUUGGUGAAAGAGUGUUUGGAGCGCGCCAAUGACUUUGGCGGUUUAUUGUUGUUGGCCACCAGUUCGGGUGACGAGAGCAUGGUGCGUAAUCUUGGUGAAUUGGGUGCAUCGCAGGGAAAACACAACAUCUCAUUUUUGUCAAUGUUCCUGUUGGGUGAUUUGGAUAAAUGUCUAGAAAUUUUAAUAAAUACAAAUCGUUUGCCAGAGGCGGCAUUCUUUGCGCGCACGUACAUUCCAAGCAAAAUUUCCUAUGUGGUUGGGCUGUGGCGAAAUGAAUUAGCAAAAAUCAAUGAAAAAGCUGGUCAAAGUCUUGCCGAUCCAGAGCAAUAUGAGAAUUUAUUCCCCGGUCUGAACGAUGCCCUGAAAACGGAACAGUUCUUGCUAUCACAAAAUCGAGUAUUGCCAGCAAAAGCAGCACCACAAGUGCCGUUGAACAUUGAACGGCGAGCAUUGGAUGAAAUGCAAGAGGCCGAAGAACAUGGUCAAUUUGAAUACGAUCCACAUUUGAAGCUGUCGGCGAGUGCAGCCACCGCCAACGAAGAUGGAAUCGUACCAAUUGUACAGCAACAAAACUUCUCAAAACCUUCAACAGAUACAACACCACCACCAGCAGCGACGAAACCCACUUCCGAACCAAAUAUAGCCGCGCAACAGCCCGAUUCAACCGCCACGGAAAAACGAUCGUCACCACCAAUCAAACGGAAAAACUCACUCGACGAAUUCGAACUGGAAAUCGAGGGCAUUCAAUUAGAUGAUAAUGUAGAUACUUCCGAUAUAAAUGAUGAUGACUUGUUAAGCGAGUGAUAUGGAUCGCAUAGCUACAGUGCCCACACAUCGUGAGAAUUCAUUUGAAAUUUACACAUAUAUAAACUAUUGAGAAGAAGAAACAGAAAACAAAAUAAAGGAAUCGAUUUUUCUAGUUCCAAUCAAUCAUUUCAAAUGUUAUGUUCAAUAUAUUAUUAUUAGAUGUUUACAUUUAAUAAAAGGCCGAAAUUUCUCAUUA
This is a messenger RNA of Sitodiplosis mosellana (orange wheat blossom midge), 4417 nucleotides long. It is a transcript of the gene beta'COP, whose product is annotated as coatomer subunit beta'. Gene Ontology annotation, cellular component: COPI vesicle coat. Gene Ontology annotation, molecular function: structural molecule activity; protein binding. NCBI's taxonomy places the organism in Eukaryota, Metazoa, Arthropoda, Insecta, Diptera, Cecidomyiidae. The record is from RefSeq and is a predicted model, not a curated record. The transcript has 9 exons. Gene Ontology annotation, biological process: retrograde vesicle-mediated transport, Golgi to endoplasmic reticulum; intracellular protein transport; intra-Golgi vesicle-mediated transport. The coding region runs from base 1357 to 4218 and encodes 953 amino acids.